AUGGAAGUCACGAGUCGUAUGAAGUGCGUGUCGAAGCCCGCCAGGCACCUCAUUCUCGUCGGUCCACCAGGGUCAGGAAAAGGGACCCAAUCCUCCAUAAUAGAGGAUGAACAUUGCUUAUGCCAUGUGGCAUCGGGCGAUAUUUUGAGGGCUGCCGUUGAUGCAAAGACCCCCCUCGGUGUUGAGGCUAAAGAGGCCAUGGAUAAGGGAAAACUUGUCUCGGAUGAUGUGGUUGUUAGUAUAAUAGAUGAUGCCUUGAAGAAUCCUUCCUGUCAGAGAGGUUUUAUUCUUGAUGGAUUUCCGAGAAACGUUGUCCAGGCACAAAAGCUUGACGAGAUGCUUGAUAGGCGUGGAGUUAAGAUUGACAAGGUUUUGAACCUUGUAAUUGAUGAUGCUUUAUUGGAGGAGAGAGUUACUGGCCGUUGGCUCCACCCUUCUAGUGGCCGCACUUACCACACGAAAUUCGCGCCUCCGAAAGUUGCUGGUGUUGAUGAUGUAAUGACGAUUCUUUAA
Striga hermonthica is the source of this 513-nucleotide messenger RNA. The record is from the annotation of a GenBank genome assembly. NCBI's taxonomy places the organism in Eukaryota, Viridiplantae, Streptophyta, Magnoliopsida, Lamiales, Orobanchaceae.